CUUCUGCGCCAUGGAAUUAGCCCAGGCGGGCAUCUUAGCCUCUUCCCUGGCCUCCAGGAUAGUGUCAGCAGCGAGCCUGGCCACAGCGGGCGGGGCGGCCUCUGGCCGUGUCCUGGCUGGACUUCCAUCAGUGGGACUCACCCUGUCAUCCAAGGCUGCCCUGGGCCCGGCCGCAUCUGCGCUGGGGUCCUGGCUGGGGACACUGAAUGGCUCCUACCUGCUGGGAUCCUCUGUCACGGCCCUGACCGUGUCCCCACUUGCAGGUAACUGACCCUGGAGACAC
This is a messenger RNA of Ceratotherium simum simum (southern white rhinoceros), 283 nucleotides long. The record is from RefSeq and is a predicted model, not a curated record. NCBI's taxonomy places the organism in Eukaryota, Metazoa, Chordata, Mammalia, Perissodactyla, Rhinocerotidae.